ACACUCUUCUCAUUACCAACUCUGUUUCUUUAUUGCAGAGCGAAAGAGCAUUCACCAGUUUCAGCAACUUGGUUUAGUUCUCCUCGAGCGCCAUGGGGUUAGAAGCGAAGCACCUUGCUGUUCCCCACCCUUACUGGCCUCGAAACUUGGAGCUCCAGCACUACAUCCCCAAUGACCGCCCCAUGUGGCAGAUAUUGACUUUCCUCUUCUCUGUCUCUGGGCUCCUGCUGAUAGUAACUUGGCUCAUAGCAAGAUGGCAGAACAGGACAGCUGCACCGUUUGGAACCUGGCGCUCCUUGGCUAUCUGCUGGUUUGCUGUCUGUGGCUUUAUUCAUGGUGUCAUUGAAGGCUGGUUCAGCCUGUACCACAAGGAAAUCGCAGGGGACCAGUCUUUUCUUUCACAGCUCUGGAAGGAAUACGCCAAAGGUGACAGCAGAUACGUCAUAUCAGACAGUUUCACAGUUUGUGUGGAGACCAUCACAGCCUUCGCCUGGGGCCCCCUCUCCAUCUGGACUGUGAUAGCUUUUCUUUCAGACCAGCCCCAUCGGUUUGUGCUGCAGCUGAUUGUGUCGCUGGGCCAACUCUAUGGAGAUGUUCUGUACUUUUCUACCGAGUAUUUCGAGGGCUUCAGUCACAGUGAGAUAGGGCACCCGAUAUACUUCUGGUUUUAUUUUGUUUUCAUGAACGCUUUGUGGAUCAUCAUUCCUUCCAUCCUCAUCCUGGAUGCUUGGAAGCACCUCAGCGCUUGCCAGAAGAUAACGGAUGCUGGCAAAUUCAAGAAGCACUGACCUCUUGCAUAGUGGAUCAUCAUGAACACAUAUGCCAUUGGAGAAGCACUGGAAUAAUUCAGGGAUUGGUUGGCUACUUUCUGGUGCCUUGUCUAGGUUUAUUUCGUCCACCGCCCCCAUCAACUAGGGACAUUCUCCAAGUAUCCACCAAUUACCCCUCCUUGGGAUUAAGUGGAAUGGCCUUCUGUAUCUAUUUUACAGCUGCUGGAAUAUGCUCUGUCCUGCAGCUCCUUCCAGAAGAGACUUCUAUCAAAGACCCCUGGAACUGAGAGCUGGAGCAAGGCAGGGAGAGUGUCUUGAGGGGAAGCCCUAUUGCAUUUGGUAGGUUUUACUUCUGAGCAAAUGGGUUGCAGGUCCCAUUACGGAUAGCCUCCAUCAUGCAAUUCUGUAUUAGACUAAGCAGAGCAGUGCUAUGAAGACUUAAUAUAGGGCUCUGUGUGACUGCUAGACCCUGGGGUUAGGGUUAUAUCUCAAGCUAAAUGAGGCUGCAGAGUAGAAGCAUCCAGUUGUUUUAAUUUCUGUUUGGGAUGCUUGUGUAUCUAGUUGUGAAGGUAGCACAAAAUCCACCAUUAAUAAUAUUAUGCUGAUUUCACAUCUAGAUCUCUUCUUAAGAGGGGACCUUUCUCCUGCUUUUGAAACAAGUUUCUUUUCUGUAAACUAU
Molecule: messenger RNA, 1449 nt
Organism: Podarcis raffonei (Aeolian wall lizard)
Lineage: Eukaryota; Metazoa; Chordata; Lepidosauria; Squamata; Lacertidae
Gene: EBP
Product: EBP cholestenol delta-isomerase
Exons: 4
Coding region: 93-788 (231 amino acids)
Biological process (GO): cholesterol biosynthetic process
Cellular component (GO): membrane; endoplasmic reticulum
Molecular function (GO): steroid Delta-isomerase activity; C-8 sterol isomerase activity; cholestenol delta-isomerase activity
Source: RefSeq, a predicted model, not a curated record